CAGAUACGUUAUCUAUAAAGUUUGACCGACAUAAAUGAGCAAAUACUUUUAUUGUGCACGUAAAACUGCCACCUUACGUUUAUCCUGGCUUAUAUUAUUUAUAAAGAGAAUCGCGGAGCUAAAUAAUGGAGGAAUCAGAUACGGAUAGAAAGAAGAAGUGGAAGUUGAAGAAGAUAAAUAAAUGCUGGUUCUUAGAUGUUGGCGGUAAACUGACAAGAAUGAAUAUUCUGAACAAUGCUAAUGAUGUUCACAUGGAGGACAACAUUAUUUUUGCAGAUGAUCUUGUGUUUCAAUUGAUUGAGGAAUGUGACAAAGAAAUCACGGUUACAGAGAUUAAAGACAUAUGCCAAAAAGAUAAGACGUCUGAAUAUGAGAAAAAGGAAAGAGAUCUUAAAAAAGAGAAAGAGACUGGUGCAAGAAAAAAUGCUGAUAAAAAGGAAUCUGAAGAGUCUUUAAGAAAAGAGAGUGAUCGAAAUGAGGAUAUGGCACAAGACACUCUUCACACAUCAAAAUAGAAGUUCUAGAGCGGAACUUACAUUCGUAGAAGAUCCGGAUGAUGACGAGACAUGGUCAGAUUCGGACCGAGAGAUAAAUUAUGAGCUUGGAAGUGAUGAUUAUGUACCAAAGAAAGGAAAACUUAGAGGUCUUUUUAAACGAAUUAAACAAAUUGUAAAAAAGAAGUCAGCUACAAAGCAGAAAGAAGAGCCUUUUUAUGAAGACAUUCCAAACAAUAGUAAAGACUUAACGCCACGGCACAGCGGCAGUGAGGACGAAUAUGAUUACACGUUAUUCGUACCUUUAAAAACACAUAGUGUCAGUUCUGAUGCCGUCUCGGGAGUGAGGAUAGUAACAGCAAUAUUUGAUUUCAAUCAAUUUUCUGAGGACGAAAUAAGCUUCAAAAAACAAGACAAACUUACACUUCGUGGAGAAACUUUGAG
Mercenaria mercenaria is the source of this 938-nucleotide messenger RNA. RefSeq lists its product as uncharacterized. NCBI's taxonomy places the organism in Eukaryota, Metazoa, Mollusca, Bivalvia, Venerida, Veneridae. The annotation marks the transcript as partial. The transcript is spliced from 6 exons. The record is from RefSeq and is a predicted model, not a curated record. Gene Ontology annotation, molecular function: protein binding.